Molecule: messenger RNA, 2460 nt
Organism: Rhodamnia argentea
Lineage: Eukaryota; Viridiplantae; Streptophyta; Magnoliopsida; Myrtales; Myrtaceae
Product: CRS2-associated factor 1, chloroplastic
Exons: 5
Coding region: 219-2372 (717 amino acids)
Biological process (GO): Group II intron splicing
Molecular function (GO): RNA binding
Source: RefSeq, a predicted model, not a curated record
CAUUCAUGUGAACCCAUCUUCUCGUUCUUCUUCCUCUCCGCAGAGAGCACCUCCCAUCUCUGCACUAUGCUCUCUGCAACUUUGCGGAGGUACUACCCAACUAGAUUGUCGCAAUUCGUAUACGAAGUUACGAUGAGCCAUCCAGUUCUCGCAUAAUCGAGAUCGAGCCUCUGCUCGUUCAUUUGAGCUUCGCCUCAUCGACUUUCGCCCCCCAAGAAAUGGCGCUGAAAUUCGCUCUUCCGUUUCCCAUGUUCGCGCCGCCGUCGCUCAACCCCAACUCUGCUCCCAAUUCGAAUGCGGCCUCGCACCGGCCGCCGACGGACAUCCGCUUCUCUCGGUGGAACAACGCCAACGCCGAGCGGUUCAACGAGCGACGCAGGGCCCAGGAAGAGAUCGAGGACGAUAUCCGCCGCGAGCGCCGCUUCAACUCCGCCACCAGAAUUGCCCAGGUUGACGGCCCAGCCACUGGCGGUGACGCUGCCACAACCAUUUCCAGCUCCCCGGACAUAUUCCACUCCAGAGGCACGCCGUCUUCUCCAUCGAGCCCUUCGAUUCCGGGUAAGAAAUCUAAGUACUCCAAGGAUCAACACCCGGCUUUUAGGCGGAUUUCGCAUACCCGAAGAACCCAAGAGAAGAAAACUGACGUUCCUGAGGACCCAAUUGAUAGGAAAGCCAACGUUGUGUUGAGUGGGGAUGGGUUGUCUUAUGUUAUAGACGGGGCUCCGUUUGAGUUUAAGUAUAGUUACACGGAGACGCCGAAGGUGAAGCCAUUGAAGCUACGAGAAGCGCCUUAUGCGCCUUUCGGGCCCACUACCAUGUCGAGGCCAUGGACAGGGCGCGCCCCGCUGCCACCGAGCAAAAAGAAGGUGAAGGAAUUCGAUUCUUUUCGGUUGCCACCACCUGGAAAGAAAGGGGUGAAGCCAGUUCAGUCACCCGGCCCGUUCUUACCAGGCAGGGGGCCGAGGUAUGUGAGGACGAGGGAGGAGAUAUUGGGGGAGCCAUUGACGGAGGAAGAGGUGAGGGAUUUGGUUAAUGGGUGUAUUAAGUCCCAGAGGCAGCUGAAUAUGGGUAGGGAUGGUUUGACUCACAAUAUGCUGGAUAACAUUCAUGCUCACUGGAAGCGGCGCCGAGUGUGCAAGAUAAAAUGCAAAGGAGUUUGUACAGUAGACAUGGACAAUGUGAAACAACAGCUGGAGGAGCGAACUGGAGGGAAGAUCAUUUACAGCAAAGGAGGGGUAUUAUACCUUUUCAGGGGCAGAAACUAUAACUACAAAACUCGUCCUCGCUUUCCACUGAUGCUGUGGAAACCUGUUACUCCUGUGUAUCCAAGGUUGAUUAAGAGGGUUCCAGAAGGUCUAACACUGGAAGAAGCUACGGAGAUGCGCAGGAAGGGACGGAUGUUGAUACCAAUAUGCAAACUUGGUAAAAAUGGUGUCUACUAUGACCUGGUACGGAAUGUUAGAGAGGCAUUUGAAGAGUGUGAAUUGGUCAGAAUAAAUUGCCAAGGGAUGAAUGGCAGUGAUUAUAGGAAAAUUGGUGCGAAACUCAAGGAUCUAGUCCCAUGUGUGUUAAUCUCAUUUGAAUAUGAGCACAUACUUAUGUGGAGAGGAAGAGAGUGGAAGUCUUCCUUUCCAACUCCUGAAGGUCAUUCCAAGGAUAAUGCAUCUAGUGCUGAUCGUGCAUGUGAAAAAUCUCCUCUUCCAGUAAUCUCAAAACAGGAUGAAAAACAGGAGGUUCUGGUGAAAACCAGUCCUCUUUUUGUUCAAGAAAAUGAGGUAUGCGGAGUUGCUGAUGCAGAUUCAAUUUCGAGGGAGUUUGAUGGAAAUAAAAUCACUGUAGGCAGCGAAAGCAGUGAAGCAGAUGAAUCAGAAGAUGCAAAGAGCAUCAAUGCAGCUGCUGCCAGGCCUGAUGUUGUUGCGGAAGAAUCUGAAACCACGGUGGAAACUGAGAAACUGCACAAUGUUUCAGAAGCUUUGCCUGAUCAAAUCCAACCAACAAGAUCAAUGUCACCUUGCACGGAGCAAGUGCUUUUGCUGUUAAAGCAGGCAGUUGAGACCGGCAGUGCACUUAUCUUGGAUACUAACUCAUUGGAUGCUGACAUUGCUUACCAAAGGGCGGUUGCUCUUGCAAAGACUGCUCCACCUGGCCCCAUUUUUAGGCACCGACCUAAGAGAGCUAUGUCCAAGAAGAUUGUGAAGGAAGAAGGUAGAAAUGAACAUGCCGAAAGCGUACCUUCGUCUACACUUACAGGGAGGGGAAACAAGCAUAGGGAUCCAAAAAUUCGAAGGAAAAAAGAUUUGGAUGAACUCUACUUGAAUGUACAACCGCAUGGAAGCUUGAGGGUUGAUGAACUUGCCAAGUUGUUGGCAUGAGUUUUGAUGAUUGUUGACAUUUCACGGGGAUGCAUGCAUCAGCUAAAAAUUUUGUCAGUAUGAUUGAUGUUAAUCUCUGCUGAUUCUU